This is a messenger RNA of Tigriopus californicus, 3948 nucleotides long. RefSeq names its product exportin-6-A-like (gene ebo). The coding region runs from base 463 to 3816 and encodes 1117 amino acids. The record is from RefSeq and is a predicted model, not a curated record. NCBI's taxonomy places the organism in Eukaryota, Metazoa, Arthropoda, Copepoda, Harpacticoida, Harpacticidae. Gene Ontology annotation, biological process: protein export from nucleus. The transcript is spliced from 11 exons. Gene Ontology annotation, molecular function: nuclear export signal receptor activity.
GGGUGGUCAUGCGUCACCCUGGCGGGCAAGCUCAAUAAUUGUCCUCCCAAUUUCCAAAUCGCUCAAGUUUCCCAACCUCAUUCAUCAGUUAAGCUGGAAGGACGCCCGCGACCUAACCUCCAGGACCAUUGACCCACCCGUUCCCCGUCCCCGUAGAUCUCUCCCAUUGAUCGACCGCCCAUCUAUGAUUGGCACGCCCCGGUGCCUUGACCCUGGACCACGCAGCCCGACCCUCUAGCCGAGGGAAAUCCAACACUUUGGCCCAAGUUUGAUCUGGCCAGCCAAGUCUGACAGUCUGACAUAAGCAGCCAUAGCCCGGAUCUCUUGUGCUGAGCCAGCUAGGUCUCAAUUGGACUCGGGUGGUCGUUCAUUGGCCAACCCCGUCCGGCGUAGGGCUCUCGGGCCAGCCCUAGACACACCCUAAUCUCGCUCUAGUCCAGGCAGAAGCCACGGUUGAGCGAGAUGGCCCAGAGUGCGGAUGUGCGGGCCUUGGAAGCGCUCAUGCACGAGUUUUUCGGACCCCACUCGGAUUCAGCCCGUCAAGCGCAAAUCGAAACUCAUUUGCGGGCUUUCCUGGACCAAUCCGACUCUUGGCAACAUGCGCUGACCUUCCUGGACCAGUCCCACGAGCCCCAUGUCCUCAUGUACGCCCUCAACAUCCUGCAGACGUGGAUUCACGCCCGCUGGUUGGCUCUUUCCGGGCCCGAACAUGUCCGUAUCCGACAACAUUUGGAUCGACAUUUAGUGGCUGCUGUCCAAACGUCCGCGGACUCUGGUCCCACCGUUCCCGCCUUUGUGCGGCGCAAAUUGAUGCGACUAUUAGUCGAUAUCGCCCGCUCGGAUUGGCCGCAUUUCUACCCGGAAUUUGCGCCCCGCCUGCAUAAUUGGUUGGCCACGCCCGACACGCGCGCCUUGGGCCUGGAAAUGCUUCUUAUCGCCUCGGAAGAGCUGGCCACGCCCCGUGCGGAUCUGCCCACCGCCCGUCAACUCGAAUUACGCAAGCUACUCGAACUUCACAUGGACCAGUUCUUAUCGGCCCUGGUCUCCAUUUUGAGCACACUCCUGGCGUCCACGGUGUCUCACGCUGACAGACUGGGUACCCCACCACCUUCGCCCAGUGGCCAUCCUCGAACCGAUCCCGUGUCCUCGAGUGGGCACGUUCUGCCCGGCUUGGGCUUAACGGGUCCAUCCGCUGAGAUGGCCGCGUUGGCUCUGUCGGCCUUGGCUCAUCUGUAUUCCUGGUUGCCUUUAGCGCAACAUCUGCCACCUGAAUUAUUGCAAGUCUUGUGCCAAUUCACUGUCUUAGGCCUUAACUCUCAAGCGGAUGUAAGCGAUCUCCGUUUAAACGCGUUAGCCAUGAGCGUCCUCAACGAGAUAUUGUACAAGAAUUGUGUACCUCAAUCCACUGAAGACGCCCUUUUCCACCUUUUUCAAAGCUGCUUUCAUCUCUUGGAACGAUUGUUACAAACGGAUCAGGCUGGACGCGUCUUAAACCUCGACCAGAUGGAUGAAACGUUCUUGGACAAGGUUAUCGAGUUUGUACGGGUUUUCAUGGGCUCUCACUUUCACCGGUUCGAGACAAACGCCCAUGCUCAUGUGGUCGAGUUCAUGAGUCUCGUGUUCAAGCUCACCUUUGUGGUGUCCAAAGUGGAGAUGUUCGUUGAAUGCCUCGAAAUUUGGGAAACUCUCAUUGCUUAUGUUUCCAACGCUCUCUCCACGCGAAAUAAAGAGGGUCACGCGGUACUCUUGCGAUACAAAGAAGGUCUCCUAGGCUUAGUGGACGAGAUGCUCAAUAAGAUACAAUUUCAAAAGUCCCACGAAUUCCUUCAACCAUUCCGUGAAAUGGAUCAAUCUUGCGCCCAUCAGGAAGUGGAUGAAUGGCGGGGUUAUUUGAGUACUUGCAUUGAGGUGAUCAUGAAAGUUAGCGAUCUCUUGUCAGAAGAAGUGUUGAAACGCGCGUAUUGGCUUUGGCGAGAGAUGGCCAAGUCAUAUUUCCCGCUUGCGGAUCAUAAGACGACUAUGAGUGCCAAAAGUCCUCAAGAUCAAGAACGGUUGUUCCUAUUCCUGAAGGAUUUUUCCUCCGUUCUGACACUCAUGGGAAGGCUCUCCACGCUUUUUAUUGGUGAGUUCUUCUUGGAGCGACUCCAUGAUGGGCACGAGAUGAUGAAGGAGCUCAUCACUCUAACCACUUUCAACUCGCGAAACAGGUUCUACGCGCUAGACUUGCCAAAGAAACUCAAGGAUGGCUUCGUUCAAGUUCAGGUUGCAACAAUCGCGUCUUUGAAAGCAUGGUGCCAUUGGUUGGCGCAACUUCACGCCAUCGCCUCGGCCGAUUCACAUCAUGAAGUCUUGUGCAAAGACUUAACUUCAGCCAUGGUCCUGACAAUUGGACCCGUCAUUCGCCAACGGGAUUCGCCCGCAUUAGUCCACUCGGCGGCUCAUUUUUUGGUCACUCUCACGGGCACGGUCCGUCCUCCAUCCAUCUGGAAGCUAAAAGAGUUUACGGAUUUAUAUUCGUCCAUCGGUGAUCUCAAUUUGGCCUCCGAUGCCAACCGCUUGGUCAUUCGAGCCCUUGCCAACGUUCUGCUCUUGCCUUGGCCUGGACUUCCGGAUCAACGAUGGGACGAGCGACAAAAGCACUUGUCCAAGUUUUUGAGGUCCAUCAAUGCUCCUUUCCUGCGUUUGAAUUCCAUGCCAAAUUUCAUGUCCAACCGAGAAGAGCAAAUCAGGGCUGAGUCAGUGGUUCUAAGCUCAUUAGAAAUCAUUCAAGAUCUCGUGGAAAGUGUUCUGAGCGAAAAGACUCAAAGUAAACGGCUGUGUUACCAUUGUAUCAAGGAUUUUUUUGACACGUCCCUGGCCAUCUUCCCCGUCUACUUGGAAAAUACUCGGGUUUGUAAAGGGCUAUUUAGUUUCUUUCACAAGGCAUUUGACGUGCUUAAAACACAAAUGGGUGCUACCACUGUGGAAAAUGCAAUUCAAACCAUUCUCUCCACGUUUGGGAAGAAUCAAAUGAAAGAAGUUAUACUUAAUGAAGGAUCCAGUGGGAUGCACGUGGCUGAAAGUUUUUUGGCCAUUCUCGAUUUUGUGGUCAAAGAACCGAAUGCCUCGUUCCGAAAGUUUGUCACAGAUACACUGAACCUAGUCAUAAACGACAUCUAUCCUCUGGUGGCUGACAAGCCAACAGCCGAAAUCAAGUGCUCGGUUUUUCGUUUGCUGUACAAUAUCCUAUUGUACAAUAUGCGUUUAUUUUUCAAGCCUUCCGUUGUGAAGAGCUUAGUGCUAUCGGGGAGAGACUCGAACGAUUCGUCCUUCUCCCCAAAUGGCGUCAGUAUGAAUCAAGACAAAGUUGAACACCAAGCGGAGUUCAUGGCUAUUUUGCAAGCAUUCGGACAGUCCUUCCUCCAACCGGAUGUGACGUUGUUCCAACAAAAUGUGGCCUCCCUUGAAGACCUCAAUCAUCGAUGGAAGCUCUAUCACAAGCCCAUUUUUGUGGAACAUUUUACGGAACAAUUUCUGAGCGUGUUCUUUCAAGUCUUGUUACGAGGUAGUCAUAAUUUGUUGAGCGAAGAAAUCACCCUUUGUAUUUACCACAUGGCUUCGGUGGACUUUGAAGCUUUUUUCAACCGUUUCGUCCCAUAUUUCCUCGAGCAAGAUCCCGAUUUGGAUCUGAAUCAAAAGCAAAUCCUUCAUUCUGGCUUUAAAUCGGACCAGGACCUACCUACGUUUUUGUCCAAUGCCAAUCGGUUUGUCACAGACUUCAAGUAUUACAAGCUUUGCAACCUGAGUUUGAAAGCUGAUCCAGUUACGUUCAAUUAAGUUUUUCAAGUGUUGUGCUCGUUUUCUACUAGCAUUAUAGUUACGUUUGAAAUGAAUGAUGACUAAUCAUAGAUUGGUUUAUUCAAAAAGGGAUGAAACGAUAAUAAAAAAAGACAAGGCUCAUGAUCAGCA